Molecule: messenger RNA, 1220 nt
Organism: Gigantopelta aegis
Lineage: Eukaryota; Metazoa; Mollusca; Gastropoda; Neomphalida; Peltospiridae
Product: O-methyltransferase MdmC-like
Exons: 6
Coding region: 85-918 (277 amino acids)
Molecular function (GO): S-adenosylmethionine-dependent methyltransferase activity; O-methyltransferase activity
Source: RefSeq, a predicted model, not a curated record
CUCGGUACGGUCUCGAGAACACUAUAAACCGCUGGAUAAGCUUCCGUUCAAAACAGUAUAUGAACUAGAAUUUAGAAAAACAGAAUGUCCGAGAUUACAUUUCCACCAGCAGAGCCGAAGAACAACAACUACCAGCCAUAUUAUCGACGUUUGGUUGCUUUGAAAAACCACGGAAAUUACAAAGACUGGCCCCAAGAGGUCAAAGAUGGAAUUGAUCACGUGAUAAAACUCAUUGAUGCACGUGAGAAUUACGUCGAGGAUGUGUGUUCAAAACCCGGGAAAGUACUGGCGGAAAUCAGCGAGUUCACGGAAACUACCGACUGGGCUGAGUUACAUAAAAGCGGGAAAACUACAUGUCUAUUGCCUUCUAGCAUGUUGACAGGUCACGUUGAAGGUUUGUUUUUGAAGUUCCUGGUAAGCAUGCAACAAGCAAAGUAUGUUCUCGAUAUUGGAAUGUUUACCGGAUACAGCGCCCUGUCGAUGGCGGAAGCGCUUCCUGCCGACGGUAAAGUGUUCACGUGUGACCGGGAACAAUAUCUUGCUGACCUCAACCGGAAGGUGUUUGAUUCGUCACCUCACGGGAAGAAGAUAGAAAUUCGACUAGGAGAUGUAGGAGAUACUCUGAAGGCACUGGCUAAAGACGGCGUACAGAUCGACUUCGUGUUCCUGGAUGCUGGCGCGGAGAAGUAUGGGGAAUAUUUUGAUUUUCUUCUUGACAAAAACAUCCUUGCACCCCGGGGCACGAUCGCCGUCGAUAACACUCUUUGGUUUGGGCGAUCUUACCUGGAACACGAAAACCACAGGGCAAAGUUUAACAAAAAGAUCACAGAAGAUCGGAGAGUACAACAGGUCCUGUUGCCAGUCCGAGAUGGCAUCAUGCUGAUCAGAAGAACUGGUGAUGUAGACGGCCAGGUGUAAAUCACAGAAAGAGAGAGAACUUGAGAUGUUUUAAGUGUAAAUCACAGAGAGUGAAAACUUGAGAUAUGUUAGUGUAAAUCACACAUAGAGACGCGCAGUGUUGUUUUUACGUGUCUAUAUCCUUUCACGGUUCAGACACGUCCAUCCUAAGUCAAAUCUCUGGCGACGUGCAAUGUCUUGUUUCAUGUUUUAGGCAACACACCACCAUUUGGCGUGUCGUUACUUGCUGUAGCAGCUUAAUAUAGUCCGGUUUAGGAAAUAGUUCCUCAUAAAAAAAAUACUACACAAUUCUGAUAUGUUUU